AUGACGUGUCAUAAUCUGCUGCCCCCGUCUCCGAGCCCGCCGCCCUCGGGGACUGUGGGGGCAGCUGCAGGCGGGCCGGGGGGUCCUCGCGACCACCUGCUGCGAGGCCGGUGCGCGGAACCCACGCACGCCUUCCAGCCCCACGGCCCUUCCCCGAGAGCGGAGAACACUUGGGCUCACUGGCCGGGGUCGCCUCCCGUCUCGGUCGCCCGAACCUGGAGUCUGGAAGCCGCACCCCGACUGCCAUGCUUGUGCACGCGUGAGGUCGCACGGCUCUGCCCCAGGCGGCCGCCCCCCGCGCCGGGAACCCCAAACUCGGCACCGCGAGCACGCGUCUCCCGCUGCUCCGCGCCCGGAGCCAAGUUUCUGGCACAGCCACUUCCAAAAAACUCCUUCCGCGGCGGAAACAGAAACCGCGCUAGGAACGGGGGGCACUGGCGGCCGCGAUCAGGGCCGUCCGGGCCACAUCUUCCCGGGGCGCGCGCCCCCAGCACGGCCCACACGGCGACGACCCCGGCUGCCCUCGAGGAGCGCUCGCACCCGCCGGCUCGGGAGCAACGGCGCGCGCCCCCUUCCCGCCGCCGCGGCCCCCGACUUUCUCCGCGGAUCGCCCACACGACCAGAGGCCGCCCUCCGCUUCCGCCGGCGCCCGCGCGGGGCCCGCUGCCCCGGACGCGGGGCCCGCUGCCCCGGACGCCGGCCCCGGAGCCCGCGCCGCCCGCGCCUCCGCCGCCCAAGUUCGCCUGUGAGCGCCGCGCGUCCCGGCCGAGGCGGGCCGGGGCAGAUGUUUUCACUGCCUCAGAGCACAUGGCCCCGAACAUUGCUAAUCCACAGCUCCCCAGUGCACAGACUGGGAGUGAGCAUUUCUGUCCCAAUUCCAAACUCCCGUGACAAGGACUCUGAUCUGCCCGGCUCAGGCCAAGGAGGGACACUCUUUACCCAGUAUUUUGUGUGAUAGCAGGGCUGGGGGGAAAGGCAUUACAAAACUGAUUUUACUCUUUCUAAGGAAAAAUGUAUGCUGCAUAUAUUGUUAGCCAAAACCACGUUAUACCGUUGGGCUCUACCCUCUGAGAUUUCCUUCCUUGAAGGGGGAGAGCAGUAGCAGACAGGCCUUCCCCAUCAAGCACAUCUCUCUGGGCGCCCAGAACCUUCUCCUAACCUCUGCGUUAAGGAGACCGGUCGCAAGAUACUGCAGCAUGAUCCACUGCCUCCAGUGCCUUCUGCAAGCCCUUUCGGGUGAUGAAAUGGGAAGAACCUAAAAUGGAGGCAGUCAUCAGCAGCCGUUCAGGGGCAUAAAAGGAGCCCGUCCAAAGUCACUGAGCUCUGACACGCUGGGAGGCUGAGAUUUCCAUGACA
Lutra lutra (Eurasian river otter) is the source of this 1356-nucleotide messenger RNA. RefSeq names its product basic salivary proline-rich protein 2-like. The coding region runs from base 1 to 891 and encodes 296 amino acids. The transcript is spliced from 3 exons. NCBI's taxonomy places the organism in Eukaryota, Metazoa, Chordata, Mammalia, Carnivora, Mustelidae. The record is from RefSeq and is a predicted model, not a curated record.